AUGCCUCCCUCGACCAGGCCACUGUGGCUUCUCUUGCCCACGGAGUCAGCGGGCUGGACCCAACCAUUGUUGGCUCCGACGCCUCCGAAUGGCCGGGCGCCUUUCGCGUGCAAGUACCGCGUCCUGGUUGAUAUUGUGAGCCUCGCGGAUGCCCCUAGUGCUCAGAGGGCCAUGAAGUUGUACCUGGACAGGUUUGAGACGGACAUUGCCGUUGUGACCAAGAAGCUUGACCAGAAGAUUGGCCAGGUCGCAGUGCAGACGGAGGGUAGCGUCUUUUGGGUCAGGGAUGCCAUGUGGGUUAGGGUGGUGGGUGUGCCGUUGCUGAAAGGUAAACGAGUUCUGUCUAGCGCAGGGAAGAGCUUUUCAUACGGCGGUUCUGGCAGCGGUAAUCCAACCAGUACUCCCCAGACCACCGUCCCCUCCACUCGUGCAGGCUUCUCGUACUCCGGCGGCAGCUCCAACCCGUCGCAAACCUCGAAUCCUCUCGCCGGUAGAGAAACCCCCAGCACCAGCCGUCCAGUCCCUAUCCUCCCCACCCUCGUCGAGCUCGCAACCAAGCUCGACGUCCACCUCCAAAAAUAUGCCGUCCAGCCACUCGAGCAGCGCAAGCCCAAUCUCGCCUUGGCGGGCGACUCCAAAUCGCUCAAGAUCCCGUGGGGGAAAACCAUGGCCGUUAAAUUGGCAGACGCGAGCGGCACGCACGCACUCAAGCCGGCAUACCCGGCCGACGGGACCGUCGCGUCGCCGACGCAGAACGGGUCGGCGAGCGGGGAGUACACCAUCAUGGGCAAGAUGCCUGGGCUGACAACGGUGAGCUUGGUGGUUGUCCGCGCCGAUAACUUGGCUGUUGGGACGGUGGACUUGCAAGUUGAGGUUGUGAGGGAAUGAUUUCCAUCCCUCCAUCUAAGCUGUUCAUAUUAAAGGGGCUAUAUUGGGAGUUU
This is a messenger RNA of Phialemonium atrogriseum, 941 nucleotides long. RefSeq lists its product as uncharacterized. NCBI's taxonomy places the organism in Eukaryota, Fungi, Ascomycota, Sordariomycetes, Cephalothecales, Cephalothecaceae. The record is from RefSeq and is a predicted model, not a curated record. Bases 1 to 888 code for a protein of 295 amino acids. The transcript has 4 exons.